UGUCAACCUAGUGCCUAAGAUCCGAUGUUGAUGGCAUGUCCACUCUGCGAACAUUUUUGAAAUCAAUAUCACUGCAGGUAUAGCACACGACUUUCGUUAAACUGUCUAUCGCCCAUUACAAGCUGUAGCUAUGCGGAUGACACUUCGAUCAACGCCUGCUGGUCAGGCUACGGCCUCAGCAGGUGGAACAGGCUCUGGUGAGCCUGAUAUGGUUUUGAUAGGUGAACUGCUGGAGGACAUAUCAAGACAUCCACCAGCACUCGGUGCACGCAAACUUCUUGUGGAGCACUAUAUCUCUGUUGGGUGGCUUGAUGCAGCCAUGGACAAUGCGAACGAAUUGAGGAGACAUGCUCCUCACGAUCCGGACGUCGCUAAUUACCUGGCUGUCCUUUCCAAGCAACCUGAACCUCCAGCGCCAGAACCUGCAGGAAAAUCCACCAUAUCAGUCACCACGAAUGCACAACGGGCUUCCACCCAAGAGCCUCCCAAAUUCACCGCAAGUACCAUGUUCUCACGGAAGAAGCCCAAGACGGCUACUCAGCUGCCGAAAGACUUAGAGUCUACAAAACAGGAUUUCGCCCAAAGUUAUACCUCACUACGACAACAGGCCAAUACCAUUUUGAAGGAUCUACUUCAUCUAGAGAAACUUAGAAAAAGGAGCAAUAUGCCAGUAUCUCCAGACACACCCAGAAUCGAGGCGAUUGUAAACGGAAGUAAUAGCACAACAUUGCAAAAGUAUUCGCCACCAUGCAGUGCGAGGUCUUUUGCAAGGACCAUUCAAUCUGACAAAGAGAAUGCAGUUGGUCUCUCAAUCACAGAUCUUGAAAGUCUAAUGGGGUGGCUACGGCACUCACCGGGAAAUACGUCCACUGUUGAUGACGAUAUCGUUAGGGAUGCCCUCGUCAAACGUGUACGAUCCCUCGAAGCCGCAUUGCCAGACGACUUGAAGUACUUUCCCGAGAUCGCACUCAUGCAUGUCCAGCAUGAGCAUCUGAACAAGACCUAUGUUAACACCGAAACUAUGCUGGGUGAUGAAAUCAAGGAUGUUCCCCGGGAGGACUUCUGGGUUACGGAGGACAACUACGCUUGGGAUAUGGAGGAGCUUGUUCAAGCCAUUACCGCAAAUGGAGGCGUUAUGCGAAAUCCCCUUAGCCGCCAAAUGUUUACGUCUAAAGAUAUCAAGGGGAUUAUCUGGCAUCCAAAGGGCAAGCAACUGGCCAAGCUGCAAGUCGAACAAGCCGAAAUGUCCAAGGGCGUACGGCCAGAGACGAUCACCCAGAUGGAGGAUUUGGCCAAAAUCCUGCUUGAAGAUCAGAGCAGUGACACCCUACCUAGUCGACACGCUGUUGAUCUGUUCAUGGCAUAUGUUGCUACUCUCCCCGAAUUAGAACAGAAAGCUCUCGAUGGCCUUAGAUGCCCCGCAAAAGACAGUCAUACUGGACAGUCCUACGAUUUCACGAUAGGAGAAGCCGUGCGAGAUGCUAAAGGCAAUCGCGUGUGUUUUCACAAGACUGGCGAUUUUAUCAAACAAGCUGCGCAAUACUUGCGCAACAAUAGAGGUGCACUCCCAGAUCCGAAUGAUGGCAAGUGCAUCACGAUGUGAGAUCUUUGGGUUUAUGGCGUUGGUUCGACAACAAUACGAAUCUGGUGAAUCGGCUUUUCGGACUUUGUUGGACUUGUUAGGUGUUAUAGAAAUAGAUACAUUUACAUUGUAGAUUCACAGAAUUGUAAAG
Molecule: messenger RNA, 1733 nt
Organism: Aaosphaeria arxii CBS 175.79
Lineage: Eukaryota; Fungi; Ascomycota; Dothideomycetes; Pleosporales
Exons: 2
Coding region: 131-1603 (490 amino acids)
Source: RefSeq, a predicted model, not a curated record